AAAAAAAGGAAGAACUAAAAGAUGCGCUCACUCUACAGAGGAAAUAUUAUUAUUUCUAUUAUAAUUCUUUUUAAAAAUUUCAAUUUUGCAAUUACGGUGGGCACGUUAAGACGGAGCAAACUCCCCCCUCCCUUCCCUUUCUGCAACUGAACAGAACUUUCGACCUUGUGCCGCAGAACCCCAGACGUCCCCUUAACUUUCUUAUUUUCUUUCUUUUUUCCUUUGCCAAGAAACGAAACCCGUUUUCAUAUCCAGAAAAGCAUGUCAGGUUUGUAUGCUCAGAAUUUUUCACCUGCAAGAGCUGUUUCCCCACAGAUAAGGAGCACCCCGGACAUCAUCGAUAGUCAGUACUUGACAGAGCUAAUAGCAGAGCAUCAGAAGCUUGGGCCUUUCAUACAAGUUCUUCCAAUAUGUAGCAGACUUUUGAAUCAAGAGAUUAUGCGAGUCUCAGCUAUGGUCUCCAACCCAGGGUAUGGUGACGACAGGUUGCAGCAUGGAAGCCCCAGCCCCAGCCCCAUGACUUCUUCAAACUUCAUGCCAAAUGUUGGUGGAACAGGUUUAAAUUUCUGGAACAGCUUCCAGCAGGAGGUAAAUGAUUGCUUUGUGUCUUAGUUUUAAAAUGGACAU
Messenger RNA from Macadamia integrifolia, 627 nucleotides. Its product is annotated as KH domain-containing protein At2g38610-like. The transcript is spliced from 3 exons. The record is from RefSeq and is a predicted model, not a curated record. NCBI's taxonomy places the organism in Eukaryota, Viridiplantae, Streptophyta, Magnoliopsida, Proteales, Proteaceae. The coding region runs from base 262 to 612 and encodes 116 amino acids.